Nyctereutes procyonoides (raccoon dog) is the source of this 2537-nucleotide messenger RNA. It is a transcript of the gene SLC5A12, whose product is annotated as solute carrier family 5 member 12. Gene Ontology annotation, biological process: sodium ion transport; transmembrane transport. The transcript has 15 exons. The record is from RefSeq and is a predicted model, not a curated record. Bases 357 to 2216 code for a protein of 619 amino acids. Gene Ontology annotation, molecular function: symporter activity; lactate transmembrane transporter activity. Lineage: Eukaryota; Metazoa; Chordata; Mammalia; Carnivora; Canidae. Gene Ontology annotation, cellular component: membrane.
AGAACAUGUUAUCUGGAAGUCCAUUCCACCCCCGUGGUUAUUAAUUUCAGAACACAUCUGAACUCCCUCUCCGUUUUAGCAGGGGAACAUACAGCUCCUGGCCGGGUCGGAUUGCACGUUCUCACUUGGCGGUACCAAUACUACUACCAGAUUCUUCUUUGGAGUCAACUUUGAGAUCUUCCCUGAAUACAGCUUGGUGUCUGGAGACCCACUCAAGUGCCUAUGGUCAUCAGUCUCCUCCCAAAAUCACCUUGAUCUCUCUCGGCAAAGCAUCUACUGUCCUGAGCUCUGCUUUUGGAAGCAGCUUCCCCCUGAGCCCUGGUUGGAAGCACCUCUCUGGUGCCAUCCUGCCCAGCAUGGAGACCAAAAGCUUUGCAGUUUGGGAUUAUGUCGUGUUUGCGGCCCUCUUUGUCAUUUCCUCCGGGAUUGGGGUGUUCUUUGCUAUUAAGGAGAGGAAAAAGGCAACUUCAAGAGAGUUCCUGGUCGGGGGAAGGCAGAUGAGCUUUGGCCCCGUGGCCUUGUCUCUGACAGCCAGCUUCAUGUCAGCUGUCACUGUGCUGGGGACCCCCUCGGAGGUUUACCGCUUUGGGGCAUCCUUUGUGCUCUUCUUCAUCGCCUACACCUUUGUCAUCAUCCUCACUUCGGAGCUCUUUCUCCCUGUGUUCUACAGAUCUGGCAUCACCAGCACCUACGAGUACUUACAGCUACGAUUCAAUAAGCCAGUACGCUACGCGGCCACUGUCAUCUACAUCGUGCAGACGAUUCUCUACACAGGAGUGGUGGUGUAUGCCCCCGCCCUGGCGCUCAAUCAAGUGACGGGGUUUGAUCUCUGGGGCUCUGUGUUUGCCACAGGAAUUGUUUGCACAUUCUACUGUACCCUGGGAGGAUUAAAAGCAGUGGUGUGGACAGAUGCAUUUCAGAUGGUUGUCAUGAUUGUGGGAUUCUUAACGGUUCUCAUUCAAGGAUCAGCUCAUGCUGGUGGAUUACCCAAUGUAAUAGAACAAUCAAGAAAUGGAUCCCGACUAAAUAUAUUUGACUUUGAUGUAGAUCCUCUCAGACGGCACACUAUUUGGACAAUCUCAGUGGGAGGAACGUUUACGUGGCUUGGGAUCUAUGGUGUUAAUCAGUCGACCAUACAGCGAUGCAUCUCUUGCAAAACAGAAAAACAUGCAAAACUGGCCUUGUAUUUUAACUUGCUGGGUCUCUGGAUCAUUCUGGUGUGUGCCGUCUUCUCUGGCUUAAUCAUGUACUCCCACUUCAAGGACUGUGACCCUUGGACUUCUGGCAUUAUCUCAGCACCAGACCAGCUAAUGCCGUACUUCGUCAUGGAGAUAUUCUCCACGAUGCCAGGACUGCCUGGACUCUUUGUGGCCUGUGCCUUCAGUGGAACUCUGAGCACCGUGGCCGCCAGCAUCAACGCCUUAGCAACAGUGACCUUUGAGGAUUUUGUCAAGAGCUGUUUUCCCCAUCUCUCCGACAAGCUGAGCACCUGGAUCAGUAAAGGCUUAUGUCUCUUGUUUGGCGUGAUGUGUACCUCCAUGGCCGUGGCUGCAUCCCUCAUGGGAGGCGUCGUGCAGGCUGCUCUCAGCAUCCACGGCAUGUGUGGGGGACCAAUGCUGGGCUUAUUCUCUCUGGGAAUCUUGUUCCCAUUUGUGAACUGGAAGGGUGCACUAGGUGGCCUUCUGACUGGAAUCACCUUGUCAUUUUGGGUGGCCAUUGGGGCCUUCAUCUACCCUGCACCAGACUCCAAGACAUGGCCCUUGCCUUUAUCCACAGACUACUGUGUCCCAUCAAAUGUGACAGAAACGGUGCCCACAGCGCUACCUAGCAGACCUGCAAUCGCUGACACCUGGUAUUCGCUCUCCUACCUUUACUACAGUGCAGUGGGCUGCCUAGGAUGUAUUGCUGCUGGAAUAAUCAUCAGCUUCAUAACAGGUCGCCAGAGCGGCAAGGACGUUCAACCACUGCUAAUUAGGCCAGUUUGCAAUUUAUUUUGCUUUUGGUCUGAGAAGUACAAAAGACUGUGCUGGUGUGGUGUCCAGCAUGACGGUGGGACGGAGCAGGAAAACCCUGAGGGCGGCAGCUCCUGGAAGCGAGGGGCUGAAUCUGUCUUACAGAAUGGACUCAAGCAAGAAACCCUGGGCCAUAACCCAGGCCACGAUCCCAAGGACAAAAGCUACCACACUAUGGCGUUAGAGAAGGUCACCCACUUCUAAGUCGCGCACGCGAGCGCAAGGCGCACACAGUCUGCAUCCUGCUUGCCUGUUGGUCAGGGGACGUGCGUAGGUGUCACUGCUAGAAGACAGGCUUGUCUGAUGUCUAUUUAUACUUAUUUAUAACUACAAACAUGAAGGCUGCUCCCCUGGGUAUUCCCGGCCGGUCUUUGGAAGACCCCAACUUUCAGGUGAGAAGACGCAGCCCAGCCGUAGGUGCCCUGGCCACUUCCUCCUGGGCUGAGUUAGGACUGGGCGUCACCCCAGUGCAAAGAGGCAGCCCCUUGCUUUAUGUCCUAUUAAACUUCAGGUUGUUUUGCUUUG